AUCGUAACUUAACGUAUUUAGCAUCAAGAUAAUAUUAUCUGAACGAGUAGAUAGGUAUGUGGCUCUACUGUUAACGCAGCCAAUUUCAGUGAGGGUCUUCGUUUCGCAACGAAAAUUGACCCUCGAGAAACUUUAGUUUUAUUAAUCUGAAGGUAUUCAUUUUCACAGCCAUGAGAAUUUUUAUAUAUCCGAUAGUGUUCACCGUUGAUUUCAAGUAAUAUUUGUGUAAAUCCAUCGAAGAAACAAAGAAAAAUUAGUGUUCUGGGUGUACGUGCAGUACUUGCUGUUAAUCAAGUCAGCAGUUUCAACUUCUGAGGCACAUGACGAGCAUACUGGAUAUUCACCUGAAUUCCUACUUUUUUUGUCAACCUUUAUGGACCAGAUGAAGAUAAUGUCAGAUGAUGAUGCAACAUUGGAUUCAAUGGAUACAGAGGAGGAUAUUUUCAGCCCUCGCAGUCGCAGGCUUAGCGCGACUGUUAGGAGGGAUAAGAGCCUACGUACUUUACGAUCUCACUCAGUCGUCGGAGCUCAUAUUGAUAGAAAUAAUUUGAGUGUUCGCCGUAGUACUCGCAACAGAAUGCAAACCUAUGACAACCUAAACACUAGUUGGAUUUUAGGUACACAAACGUUAAAAGGCUAUCCUAUGUUUCAACAACAUGGGUCUUCUUCGGAUAAAGAAAUUGGAGAUGAAGUGACUGAUAGAAAGCGUGAUCUCAAAGAUCGUAUGCCCUUAAAGUCCCGUGAAAAUCACCCUCCUAAUAAGGGUCCUACUAGACAUAUCAGGGAGAGAGCCGAACAUACUCGACAAGGAAGUCGAGAACUCAGAGACAGACCUGAUCGCGAUAGAGACGUUAGAGAACGACCUGACCGAGAUCGGACAGAACAUGAUAGAAACUUCAGGGAAUUGAAAGAAAGGCAGGAACAGGAAAUCACUGAAAGGGAAAUUAAAGAAAAAGUUGAGACGAGAAGCAAAUCUGACAUCAGACCGACGACAAAUGAAGAGAAAGAUCCUAGGAGGAGAAAGUCCGAUAGCCCAUCUAGACUCAGAGAAGGUCCUGUAACUAGACAUUCUGGGAAUAACUUAGAAAAAGAUGUUAAACCUAAACCUGAUCAGGAGCAAACUGAUGGAGAUAGUUCACAAGGAAGUGAAAAACCGGACAAUGAUAAUAAUGAUAACACAGAUAACGAAGAUGGAUACGAGGAUAUGUACACUAGAAUUAAGAGAACCAGAAGGGCUGCACAGCGUCAAUUACCAAGAGUGGUGGGAGACAGUGACAUGAGCGAAUCAUCAGAUUCACCUGGACCACGAAAAUACAGUUUACGCCAAAAGAAGCCAGCAGUAGAUAGGUUCCAAGCAAAUGUAGAGCCUGUUAGGCGAUCAAUUAGAGUGCUUAGAAGUGUUCUUAGCAAUUCAAUGAGAAGACGUAAACAUAGGAGUAAGAGUACAAGUUCUAGCGACUCGAGUGAUUCUGAGCCACAACGUUACGACAAAAAGAAAGGAAAGAAAGCACGGCAAUCCGCAAUACCGCAGGGAGGUCCACCGGAUCGUAAGGCUGACAUAAACCCAAUAACAUUGGACACAAAUAUAAGAUUUAACGAUGUUGGCGGUUUGGAAUCGCAUAUUCAUUGUCUAAAAGAAAUGGUUGUAUUUCCCAUGAUGUAUCCAGAUGUUUUUGAUAGAUUCCACGUAACGCCACCAAAGGGUGUACUAUUUCAUGGGCCACCUGGGACCGGUAAAACAUUGAUUGCUAAAGCAUUAGCCAAUGAAUGUAGUCAGGGUAGCAGAAAAGUAUCUUUCUUCAUGCGAAAGGGUGCAGAUUGUUUAUCCAAAUGGGUCGGAGAAUCAGAACGUCAAUUGAGAUUACUUUUCGAACAAGCACAACAGAUGAAACCGUCCAUCAUAUUUUUUGAUGAAAUCGACGGUCUUGCUCCAGUAAGAAGCACUAAACAGGAUCAGAUACAUGCUAGCAUUGUGUCUACGUUGUUAGCUCUUAUGGAUGGUUUGAGUGAUCGUGGCGAGGUUAUUAUCAUCGGAGCUACCAAUCGUAUAGAUGCUAUUGAUCCAGCACUGCGAAGACCUGGACGUUUUGAUCGUGAAUUAUUUUUCCCAUUACCUGCCAUGAAAGAGAGACUAGAGAUUUUAAAGAUACACGUUAGCAAAUGGAAAAACGCACCGUCAAAUCAAUUACUAGAAGCACUAGCUGAAAAAGCUAUUGGAUAUUGUGGUUCGGAUUUGAGGGCACUGUGCACUGAAGCUGUUUUACAAGGACUGAGAAGAACUUAUCCACAAAUAUAUAUGACUAGUAAUCGAUUACUUUUGGAUCCAGAGCGUGUAGAAGUAAAGAAACGAGAUUUCAUGCAGGCAAGUUCUCGACUUGUACCAUCGUCGCAUAGAGUAACACCAUGUGCGGGAAGAAAGUUACAGCCAUUCUUGGAACCCCUUCUAGGACCUGCAUUAGAGGAAAUUAUAGGUGCAGUCAAGGGAACCUUUCCUCAAGGUGUUAAUCCCGCAAUGGCAAAAAUCAAGAUUGCAAAAGGUAUUCAUCGACCUCGAUUACUCGUUUCUGGUGGCAAUAUGGCACAAGGUCAGGGUCCUCAUUUAGCACCUGCAUUACUCUAUCGUAUGGAGCAUUUGCCUGUUCAAACAUUAGACGUGAGUACGUUGUUUGCUGAAAGCGCAAGGUCUCCCGAAGAAACUUGUGUGCAGGUAUUUAAUGAAGCUAGUAGAAAUAUUCCGUCCAUUAUUUAUAUUCCAUCGAUUGAUCAAUGGUGGCCACUAGUUCCGGAAACCGUAAAAGCGGUAUUCCUGUGCCGCAUCGCUGCUCUUGAUCCAACUCUACCAAUUCUCUUACUUGCAACGAGCGACACAAUGUAUCAGGACUUGCCCAUCCAAUUGAGAAAUCUCUUUAGUGAAUUUCGUGGGGAGGUAUAUUCUAUGAAAAACCCAAGCGAGGAACAAAGAGCCAAAUUCUUCAAGCCUAUCUUCAUGACCCAGAGUUUGAAACCACCACAGGUCAAGGAUACCGUGGUGGAAGUUCUACCAGAGCUACCACUAGCGCCGUGUCUUAUGCCAAAGAAAUUAACGGUCGAGGAGAAAAAGGUCUUAUACGAAAAAGAGGAAGUAUCCUUGAGGGAAUUACGAAUCUUCUUAAGAGAAAUUUGUGCGAAACUCGCCAGAAAUAGACAAUUCUUCAUGUUCACCAAACCCGUAGACACGGAAGAAGUGCCAGAUUAUAAUAUGAUCAUCAAGCAGCCCAUGGAUCUUGAAACGAUGAUGACUAAAAUCGAUAUGCACUGCUACUUGUCAGCUCGCGAAUUUUUGGAUGAUAUUGAUCUCAUCUGCAGAAAUGCAUUGGAAUACAAUCCAGACAGCUUGCGCGAUAGGCCAUCCCUUGGAAUAUUGAAGAGGGAUCCAGCAGACAAACUGAUAAGACAUCGUGCCUGCUCUCUUCGUGAUAACGCUUACGCCUUGAUAAAAGCCGAAUUGGAUUCAGACUUCGAGGACAAGUGUAGAGAAAUUUCAAAAAAUCGUAAAGUUAUGGAAGACGAUGACGUACAACAGGGUGUAGAAUUAAAGAACGGUAAAACUGUUUUAUCAACUAUAAAUGAGAAGAUGGAGAAAAAAGACACGCCCACUUCUGCCGGUACUCUUGUAGUAAAUGGAAAGAAAUUCUCAAAUUCACGAAAGCGUAGAAUACCUGCAUGGGCCAGGGGUUACGUAAAGAAAGUUCAUAAAAAGAAAAAAAUAGCUUUCGACGAUAACGUUAUCGAGGUAAGAAGUAAAUCGCGUCUAAAUAGCGAGACAUCCGGUGGUAUAGACCUGGAGAAGUUUCAAGAAUUCGAAACUGAAGCCAAUAACGUACUCAAUGGUCACGUUGCUCUCUAUGAGAACAGUGAUUCGGAUAAUGAUUCGCAAAAUGAAAUUUUAAAGGAGACACAAGGCUCUCACAACAAUACUGCCAUGGAAGAUAAACGUGUCUACGAGUGCGAGAAAAUGGAUGUAGCCAGUACAGAGGGUGAUAAAGUUGACAAUGAUAAAAGCGGAUCGAACUCCUCCUCAAGGCGAGAGAGUAUGGACGAGUUGUCCUUUGCCAUCGAGAGUGAUUCUAGUCCAACCAAGUGCUUAGAGAGUGAGAAAGUGAUAAUUGAUAAAAAUGAGCUUGAAAGUGCUUGGCAACAUACUGUCGAAGCGACGAAGAAUUUUCCUGUGGAAGUUCUGUGCGAUAUUUAUGUGCAGUUGAGCCGAUGUGUUGGCAGACAUGCACAUAAUUAUGAUCGAAAAUCACUGCCAAAGGAUUUGCUCAAGGAACUGGAAAGGUUUGAAGAGUAUAGGACCACGGCGUUUGAGGAAACUCUCCAGGAUAUUGAACAAUCCAACGUCGGAUAAGGUGUGUCGGAUAUCUUUAAAACAUAUUAAUAAAUUGUCUUUUCUUCCCUACGCGAAAUCCAAAUUUCGAAUUUAAAUAAGUUAUUUGAAUUGUAAUUAACUUUCGAUUACAAUCUUAGAGACCUUGUUUAGUUAAAUUGUUCACGAUGAGAAUGAAAAUUGCCUUUUUAAAGAAUAUUAGUGAACUAGGUUUGUUCGGAUACCUAUAUGCGUGUCCUUAAAGAAAAUGUAAGGUGUGUAAGCAUCGAGGUUAUGCAGUCUCCUGACUUACUGGUUGCAUCUUGUAUUUUCUAUUAUCCUAAUAUCAGUGUCGCUUAUUGGGUAUCGUAUAAAAAGAUUUAUUCGCUGUAAGUAAGUUUUUGUUUACAUCAUUGGCCAAUUUUAUUCAUUAUGGCACUUUUUUUUUUCUUUUUGAAGACUACGUUCAUCAAAAUGUGCUCGGGUGCUGCCAUUUGAUGAUUAUUAUUUUAGUAUAUCGCGUACUUAAUGAUUUUUUUUUUUUUAAUAACAAACCUUCAAAAGCGUGUCAUUAACUCUUUCAGUUUGGGACACUGCGACCUAGGACUGCAAUCAAUUGAAAAAGUUCCUUAAUUAAUCAAUAUCCUUGCACCACAUUGUCCUAUUCGUAUAACAAUUAUCCAAGUAUUAGUCACCUUCAUGUACUAACAACUCCGACUUCUAAACUUCAAUUAAUCUAAUAAAUAAAUAAACAAAUCCCACUCUGAAAGUGUUAAGUACAAAGUGUAUGUUAUCUGCAAGGUAUACGUUGCAAUUAAUCAAAAUUUGUACAAUAGAUGUUUAAGAUGAUGCAAGUAUGAUUAAUUGCAUAUUACACCGGCAGCAGUCGCAUCCUGAUACGACAAUUAUAUGUAGUUAAGUAAAUAUGUUGUAAAUAUAAUUAUAUGCAAUUUUGAUUCAAUCUAAGUAGCUGUAAAGUUUUUCACGAUAAGAGCAAGAAAAAUGCAACUGGCAACACGACAGGAUUGGGAUGAGAAGGAAAAAUAGACCAGCCAGACAGAUAUCGCAUCCAUCGGGAAACUCAAAUUUUGUCAUUUACCGUAACCAAAGUUAUACGUUAUAAGUGUUGGGCCUAUAAUGCAUAAGAAACAUGACGCCUGAAUGAUAUGACAGAUUAUUAUGAAAUACCUCGGUAACGCUCGAUGAGCAUUAGCGAUUAACGAUUAAGAUAAACGUUAAACUCAUUUUAUAUUGGUUGUAGUCAUUAAAAUUGUAAUCAUAAAGAGGUUAAGUUACCAAUAUGGGUUGUCUUUGUUAAAAGUUUAUGAUCUGAUUUUCUAAUGUGUUGCUAAUAAUAUUGUUCUCCGUAUUCGCGACUUUCGUUUUCUUUGAAUUAAACAAUUAGCAAUUACUGUAAGUGAAAGUCGCAUGGGAUUUGUCGAAGAAUCUUAUUAUAAGUUCAGCAUUGAGGAACCUUAGUGAGGAUUAAUAUUUGACAUAAUUGUCACAUAGCCUUAUUAUAUAAUUAAUUCUUUAAAUGGACAUUUCUCUAUAUAUAAAUACGUUUAGAUAAUUCUGUUUAUUAAGCAGGGUUCUAUGGCAUAAUAUUAUUUAUAUAUAAAUACAUAAAUAGUACUUGUAGAUAAUAUCCAGUGGAAAAAUGUUUUUCAUCAUUCCAAGAAUGGGGGAUAUGUUGUAUUAGCGAUGAAUCAAAUUAAUUUGUCAAAAUAUCAUUGAAUUUGGGCAUUCGUUCAGAAUCAUAUUAUCGUUUGAAAAUCAAUAAUUGAAGACUGAGUAGUUCGAACUUCUAUAAUUAUUUAUCAUCUAUCAUAUCCUUUGGUCUUCUCGGUUAAUCUAAUGUUUUAAUAAUUAAAUGUCCUGGAGUGGUCUAAGCAUUUUUCCAUAGUAACAAUAUCAAAUAUGAAAAAAAACCUAUUAUUUAUUUUUUCGACGUUAGCCUUUCGUAAUGACAUAUUUUUAUAUACAUAUUAUUUACAAGCGUGGCAUAGAAAUUACUACAUGUACAAAUUACAAUUUCGUAAAUUCGCUGCUUGCAAAUUUGUUUGAUCGAAUUAGAAGUGUUUCUUUUAAUACAGUCAAAGUUCAGACAGUCGUGUUUUCCUUGAUCAGAUGUAUCAACUUUCUUGUAACUUAAAGCUAAUUAUAAAAAAAAAUUAUAACUAUACACAAUGAUAACAUUGUUCGGAUUAUAAACGCUUUAUAAUCAUCUAGCAUGUGGAAACAACCUAAGGAUUGUAUACAGAUAUCAACAAAAAAAAAACAAGGAAACUUUCACAGUGUUAAUUCAAAAUUAAAUCUUAGUGUAAUGUGAAUGAAAAGUUGGAUCUUUGCUAUGUGCGUAUGAUCGAUUUGAAUUAAAUUUUCGACGAAACUCAUUUCGUUUAGGUCAACGAUGAUCGAGUCCCGGAUAUAGGAAUCUUAGUUGAAUAAUUCGGGCAUAAAAUUUAACUGUUAGUAAUUGUAAUUGAUAUCGGCCAUUACUGUUCUGACUGUUAGUCAUUCGUACUGAGAACACGAUUGCGUGACUUAGUAAGUAAUGUUUAGGAAAAUGGGAAGUGUGUAUAUCCUUAAGAAAAUUGGCGCCAUCAUGAAAGAUUUAUGAAAAUUAAAAAUACAAUAAGUUGUCUAUCUGGACGUUGGAUAAGAAGAAAACUCUUUGAUGGGGGGUUUCUAUUAUAAUUUAAUUGAAAUACACCACGAGUUAGCAUCGAGUGAUAUCACUAUUAUCUGCCAAAGAGAUUGACUGCGUACAGCAAUUUGUGAAAAUUUCUCACUUUGUGUGACCCGUCGAAAAACUAACAGCACCGAGAAUAUAUGAUUUUGCAAACAUAUACAAUCUUUGCUACAUGUAGCCUCAAAGAUAAACGUCUAACCGAUUUCAAUAUGAAAAUUGUAAAAUGACAUUCGCUUUUGUCAGUAUCUUUCCAAAGUAGUUAAUAAUAAACACAAAUAACAUUCCAUUAUAUGAGAAUCGCCAUAUUACUAUGCUUGGAGAAUGAUAAUUUUCGGUGCUGUUUAUACAACAAAAAAUAUUGUUUUUGUAAUACCAUAAUUAUUGCGUAUGGAUCGCAGUUGUAAAUGGGUUAUACUGGUUAAGUCAUGGGCUUCCAGUGGACACUGCCGACUUAAAUUAAUAACUUGAUUUAUUUCUUCGUUUCCAUACAAACGUCAAAAAUUGCGAGACUGUUAAGAAUACUUGAUAACUAUAGUAUCCAAAUUGCUUAUAUUAUUCAUUGGAGUUUAUAUAACUAUUCAUUAAUCUUGGAACUAGUAAAGAAAUUUUUAUGUAUUUGAUUUAUUGAAUAGUAGAGGGGGAGCCUUAAGCCUACUUAAGAAUACACGAUGGUAUUUGUAAAAGUUGUAAAAGACACAGAAAUCAGAAGAAGUGCAAGCAACGAGGGAGGGGGGCGGGAGAGACAGAGAAUGAGAAAGACAGAAAGAAAGAAAGAGCAUACACUGCCUUAUUUAUUUUACAAAAUAAGUACACUUCAUUGUCAUACACCGUAGUGAAAUAAACUACAAUUUCAUAAUUUA
Molecule: messenger RNA, 7900 nt
Organism: Cephus cinctus (wheat stem sawfly)
Lineage: Eukaryota; Metazoa; Arthropoda; Insecta; Hymenoptera; Cephidae
Product: ATPase family AAA domain-containing protein 2
Exons: 16
Coding region: 374-4387 (1337 amino acids)
Biological process (GO): positive regulation of transcription by RNA polymerase II
Cellular component (GO): nucleus
Molecular function (GO): chromatin binding; ATP hydrolysis activity; ATP binding
Source: RefSeq, a predicted model, not a curated record